This is a messenger RNA of Racocetra persica, 239 nucleotides long. The record is from the annotation of a GenBank genome assembly. NCBI's taxonomy places the organism in Eukaryota, Fungi, Glomeromycota, Glomeromycetes, Diversisporales, Gigasporaceae.
AUCUUGCACAAGAUCCAUGGUUUUACGAUAUUCAAUUAGGCGAAAAUACAUGUAGAUUUCUUAUGAAAGAUAUUUGUAUUGCUGUUGGAAUUGAUAUUAAUGGUCGUGAUAUCGUUAAUCAUUCUGGACGAUCAACUCCAAUUACAUUUUUAUUCCAAAAAGGAGUGCCAAUAGUUACAACUAUAUCUUUAACUGGACAUAGAAAUAAUGUUGGAUUGAUACCUUUGAAUAAUUUAGAG